AUGGUAGUCCAUGGUCAAAAUUCGACCGUUGGAGAUUCAAAUUCAAAUGAAAGGGUUACUGAUUCACAACCAAAUAUAUCGAGACAGGUGGAGAACAUUGGUGGUGAUGAAAGAGGUUUAUCUUUAACAAUUCCAGAGGAAGUGGUGGAAAUGAAUAUGCUCUCUGACAUUGAAAAUAGGAUGGUCUUGAAACUGGGAGAUCUACAAUUAUCUCAUAUAGAGAGUAUGGAGAAGGUAAUGGAGGAAGCGAAAUUGAUGUUGAUGCAUUGUUGUAUGUAUGGUGGAGGUUGUGAGGGUAACAAAAUUGUUCUUAAAGAAGUGGUUAUGAAGCAAGUUUUGAAGUAUAAAGAAAGGUUUAGAAAGGAAAAUACGGAGAAGAAUGUGGUUGCAGCUGAAAGGAUUGAUGUGAACUGGAUGAAGGAAUUGGAUUGGAAUCUUAGAGGGUUGAAUGCAUUUGACAAGAUAACAGCUUUGAAGGAGUUGAUAAGGAAUCAGAAAUUGGGAAUUAAUGGUAAUAGUGGGGGUUUGCUUUCAAUUUGGAAUAUAAAUAAGGUGGUGAAGGUGGAGGAGAGAAUUGGGGUUAACAAUGUUACAAUUGGAUUGUGUUCCAAGGUGAAUGGAUCUAAAUGGGCAGUGUGUAAUUUGUAUUCUCCUUGUGGUUAUUCUGAAAGGGAGGGUUUUUGGCAGGAUUCAGAUGUAGUGAGAAGCUGGUGGAGUGGUUCAAUUUGUUUUGCUGGUGAUAUGAAUGUUGUGAGAGGCGAAGAAGAAAGAAAUAGAGGAGAAGGUGAUAAUAUAAAUAAUAGGUUUCUUAAUAAUUUUAUUUUGGAACAUGAAAUGGUUGAUUUACCUUUGGUGGGUGGAGCUUUCACAUGGUCUGAUAUGCAUGAGGAUCCUCUUCUAUGCAGGUUAGACAUAUUUCUUUUGAGCGUAGAUUUUGAUUUAUUGUUCCUUGAUUCAAUUAAAAAUGCCCUUACAAGAGUAGUCUCUGAUCACAAACCUAUUCUUCUGAUGACUAAGCCUAAUAUUAAGAGUAAGCCUUAUUUUAAGUUUGAGAAUGGUUGGCUCUUAUAUAAGGAUUUUUUGAAGAAAGAAUUGAGUAGAUUGGAGUUCGGUGGUGUGAGAGAAGCAAAGAUUGAGAUUACUGAGAAGAUUGAUAUGUUGGAUCAGAUGGAGGAGACACAUAAGCUGACAAAAGAGCAAUUUGAACAUAGAAUUAACAGUUUAUUGAAAUUGAGUAAUAUCAAGGCUAUUGAAGCAAGAAAAUGGCAUGUGAGAGCUAAGCAAAAUGAAUUUAAAUAUGAAGAUUCUAAUACUUCUUAUUUUCAUAGGAUUGCUAGUGCAAGGAGGAAGAGAAAUACUAUAUCCAAAUUGGAAGUUGAGGGUGUUGCUUGUUUUGAUCAAGAAGGAAUUAAGGCAGAAAUGAGAAACUAUUUUGAAUCUCUUUUUUCUGAAAAGAACGAGGUAUCAUUUUCUUUGGAUAAUCUUUAUUUUCCAAGGCUAGAUGAGGAGGAGAAGGGUAAUAUGGAGAAUGAAUUUACAGAAGCUGUAGUUUAUGAUGUUGUGAAGAAAUUUGGUGCUAACAAAUCUCCAGGGCCUGAUGGCUUUUCUAUGGAGUUUUAUAAAGUUUUCUUGCCUAUUAUAAAGGAUGAUUUUAUGAAGUUAAUGAAUGAAUUUUUUAGGUUUGGAUCUUGGGAUUGGAGGGUGAACUGUUCUUUCAUUUCAUUGGUUCCAAAAAAAGAAGAUUCUUGUGCUCCAAAGGACUAUAGGCCUUUGAGUUUGUUAGGGAGUGCAUAUAAGAUUUUGUCAAAGGUGUUGGCUAACAGAUUGAAGACUGUGAUGCACAAAAUGGUUUCUGAUUAUCAAGGGGCUUUCAUAAAAGGGAAACAAAUUUUAGAUGGUGUUUUAAUUGCAAGUGAAUGUGUGGAAAGCAUACUAAAGAUGGAGUUCUUUGAUGAGAAUUUUGCACAAGCAUGGCUUUGGGAGGAAGUGGAUUUCAUGGAUGAGAUGGUGGUGGAAGAUGGUUUAAUGAUCUCUCAUUUGCAAUUUGCAGAUGAUACAUUGUUAUUUAUGGAUGCUAGUGAGGAUGAAAUCAGAAGAUUAUUUCUUGUUCUUAAUUCUUUUGAGAUGUUGACAGGGAUGAAAUUUAAUUUGGAGAAAAGUACACUAAUUAGUGUAGGUUCAGAUGAAGUGGUGGACUCUUUGGAUAUGGAGAUGGGGUGUAAGGUGGAGAAAUUGCCAAUAAAAUACUUGGCAUUACUCAUUGGUGCUUCUGUGAGGUGUUCUACAGUUUGGGAAGAAGUUAUUAAAAGAAUGGAAGUGAAAUUGGCUACUUGGAGAAAGAGAUUUUUAUCAAAAGCUGGGAGAUUGGUUCUAAUUAAAAGUUGUUUAGCUAGUUUUCCAAUUUAUUUUCUUUCUCUUAUUCAUAUGCCAGUUAGUGUAGAGGAGAAGCUGACAAAACUGAUGAGGAAUUUUUUGUGGGAUUCAUCUGAGGAGAAAAGGAAAAUGUGUUGGGUGUCUUCGCCGAAAAUCUGUAAGCCAAAGCAUUUAGGAGAACUGGGAGUGAAGAAUUUAAGAUGUACAAGUAAGGCUUUAAAAGCAAAGUGGAUUUGGAGGUAUGCAAAAGAGAAGAAAGAUUUGUGGAGAAAAACUGUGCAACAUAAGUUUAAGAAUAAUGUGGAUGUUUGUUUACCUACAGAUGAUUACUCUGCUCAAGGAAGAAGUUUUUGGAAGGUUGUUAUGAAUACAACAACUUUCUUAGAAGAUCAUGUGAAGUUUAAGGUUAAAAAUGGGAAGGCAAUGAGGUUUUGGUUGGAUAAUUGGACCAAUGUUGGUACCCCUGAAGUCUAG
This is a messenger RNA of Papaver somniferum (opium poppy), 2847 nucleotides long. RefSeq lists its product as uncharacterized. The record is from RefSeq and is a predicted model, not a curated record. The transcript is spliced from 6 exons. Bases 1 to 2847 code for a protein of 948 amino acids. Lineage: Eukaryota; Viridiplantae; Streptophyta; Magnoliopsida; Ranunculales; Papaveraceae.